This is a messenger RNA of Porites evermanni, 13919 nucleotides long. NCBI's taxonomy places the organism in Eukaryota, Metazoa, Cnidaria, Anthozoa, Scleractinia, Poritidae. The record is from the annotation of a GenBank genome assembly.
GAUAGAGAGCUCCAGAAUCAUGGAGGAGUCAACAAUAGAUGAACCAGAAGAUACCAAGUCGAAUGGAGAUAGCGACCUCAUCACUGAACAAGAAAGUGGUGUUGUUGUGAGAUUUGAUAUUGGAAGAUUUGUGCUGUGUCACAGAAAAUUGUGUCAGCUGACUGAACCAUUUGUAAAAUGCCAUGAAAGUUUCAAUUUCAUAACCAGGUUUGUCAGCCAGCUGUUUUAAUACGUCCUAUCACUUCAGUAAGCAAAAUGAAAAGCCUUGAAGUUGCGUUGUAAACAGAGACUUCAUUCCGUAAAUAACAGUUCUUUAUUAGUUGGAAGCAUUCACACGUGACUAUAUAUUUCGUUAUCGAGCAAAUACUGCUCAAGACUACAGUUUUCAGUGGUGACAGAAUGGGAUUGAAAAAUCAGCUGAAAAUCGGUGUCUUAAGUAGAAUCAUAACUCGCCUGAAUCGGAGUAGCCUCCCACAGAGUCAGUUUUGGAGUUUCCUUGCAGGUUGCAAGGAAAAUUGCUUCCCUCAAAUUACCUGCAUGGGAAUCUAGAAUCUUAAUCGUAACAAUCAAACCGUUCCCUUUUUUCAUGACUCUGUUGCUUGUGAUGUCAUAAAAAACUAGAUUGUUAGACUUGAAAGCGAUUUCCUAUGUCAUCGGCCUCCUCUCCUCGAAAAAAUGGGGAAUAGAGUCUCUCUAUCUCUGAUUUUUCAUUAAACGAGAGGAGAUAGUUUUACACAGGCUAAGAAGCAAAAGCAGAAAAAAAACUGUAAAUGCACCAAUAGAUGCCUGGUGUAUUUAUUUAAUUCUGUGGGCAUUUAAUAGUUACCCUGCAAGCAGAGGUUUUUCCCUUGCAUGGCUUUUAGCGUUUACAAAGUCAUUCACGUGGCUUGUCUGUGGCAUAAUUGGUUUGUUGACGCCCAUAAACGCUAAAAGCCAUGCAAAAGAGAAACCUCUGCUUGCAGGGUAUUCAAUAGUUAAAAGGCAUGUAAAAUAGAGAGAUGUUCAUUCUCAUACCUAGCUGUAACAAGCUCAAAAAAUAAAUUUGAUCCCGAUGAAAAUGUGAAGAGAGUUUAUAAAUAGCAGAACAUCCAGUCCAUCUAUUGAUACAUCUAGGUCGUCUAGAGAUCCAUUUGCUCUUUUCAAUCUCAACUUUGAUAUCAGGGUCAUGGUGUUGUGAUUGUUGGCCUGUCCUUACUUUGAACUUGAUAUUGAACAAAGUGCAACGUGCAAACCCUUUUUAAUAAAGAAAGAAACUGCAUAAAUUGAAUGAUUAUUGCACUCCUUUUUGCUAUUUGCUAGUUUGUGGAGUAAUUGUCCUGGGGGGAGGGGCAUCUAUUAGACUGGGGCAUUUAUUAAAGAGGGGCAUCUAAUACAAACUUAACAUUGUGAGAUCAUUUACAGUAAUCACAAUAUUUCUCAUUCCCAUGCAUUGUCUUUGGUUUUGUUCUUCUACUUCUGCUUAGGUCUCCAACAGUCUGGUUUUCACUAAAUUGUAAGUGAUAGAGUUGUGAGCAGAACUGGAGUACUGUUUUCACUAGAUCAUAACACACUGUGCUUCUGAUUAUGUCUCCAAAUCGGUUGUGCUCAAAUCAGACUGCGCUGUGAGUGAAAACCAGCCUUGAGCAAUUACCCUUGGGUAGACAGUGUGGCAAAAUUUAUUUUAGGAAAUUAGUGUGGAUGUAAAUAUCUAUGAAAAAUUAUUGUUUAUAGGGAGGAUCUCUGUUUACCAACAAACAUUUUGAUAUUCAAAUGUCCAAGUUUCAUUUAAAAUAUGCAUCCCUGCCAUAAGCUCGUUAUUGAUAUUAAAAUGUUUAAAAAAUUUUUUUUACCUUUUUUCAAGGUGGCAGUCCCCAAGGCUCAGUGUGGUGGUAAUGACUGGUUCUGUUUAUUUAUCUAUCAGAUAUCCAGGUAAAUAAUCCCAUGGAGUUAAACUGACAGGUUUUUUGAAAGACUGUUGUUAGCGCAAAUUUAGGGUUUGUUACCAUGGCAACACAAAUGCUCUGUUUACAGUUAAUCCAGGAUAAUUGCUAACCAUUCUUUGGAGUUCCUGUUACUUGCCUUCCUUGGGGGAUCAAUUUCUGUCUCCUCCGAUGGUGCAUACUGGUUACAUACCUACAUGUAGAUAAAUCAUGUUAAAAUGUUACUUUGGGCUUAUCUCAACAUUACUGGUAACUUGAUGUUGUUUCAUUCUUAAUUUUGCAGUGUAUCUUCUUCUAUUUCCACUGUUAUACUCUAUUGUCAUACUUUCUUUGGCUGCUGUGAAAAGGUUGGGAUCUAAAAACUCAAGAGGUGCUGUAAACGCAAGAAUUAGAAACUUGGUCAAGAGAAAAGAAGAUGAUUAUGCAAGUUUGGUAAGUAUUGUUGACAUGUAACAAACCUAUAAAGAAAAUUGGGCUUAUAGUGGAGGAUAUUUUAAAAGUAUUUGCUUAUAGCAUGUAGGAUCGAUAUAGGGAAAAAACAAAUUCUGUCCACACCAGCCAAAAAUUCCAUUUAACCACUGCUUGGUUAGCUCAGUUUGGAGAGCGCUGGUGUGCUGAUCAUGAGUGGGAGUUUACAGGUUCAAACCGUGGCUACUGGACCAACAUUUUUGUGUCUUUAAUUAACUGAGAAUAAAGUAAAGUCCUGCCUUUGUAAUGACAUCUGCAAACAUAUUUAUUCUUUCUAGUCUUCUCAUGAUCAGGAACUUACUGAAAACCCUAAGACCUGUCUGUUAAGUUUUUGUAAAGUAAAACAACAUAGCCCACAUGGAUAUAUGGGGUUGGUAUUCGCAGUCCUAAGCUUGUGCCUUAAAAAAAAUUGCCUGGUUGUGGUGGUUAAACAAAACCAGAACCACAACCUCUUCAAGUCUAUCAAGAAACGUGCCACAUAUGUGACUACCUGUAAACAUGCAGUCUAUGUAUGUAUCUAUAGAUUUAUAAUUAUGCAUGCAACUGAUAUAAUACAUGUACAUGUAAGUUAUAGUUGCAUCAACAGCACUUGCAUGUUCCACAAACAUCCUUUGGGAAGAUGCUGAAAAGGCAAAUGAUUUUUGUCCCUGAUAUUUAGAAGGUGCAUUUCAAUAAUCCUUCUGUUAAGUUACUCACAAGCAGUACUGAAAUCAAUUUUUGUCUCUCACUUGCAAGGAACUGAAACAAGCAGCUAAGAAACAAGCUCACAAGGACCUACAUGCAUUUAUCAACAUGUAAGAUGCAGUUACAUAAACCAUAUAUAGACCUCAUUUGCUUGUUGUUUUGUUACUAUAUAGAGGGUAUUACACGGUGGCGCGAAGAUAUGAAUUUUAUUUUCGAGUGUCAAAACCGCGAGUGAUUAAAAUAUUGUUUUUGCCACGAGAAAAUAAAAUUCAUAUCUUCAAGCCACCGUGUAAUGUUCUUUUUAUUAUAUAGACAAAACAACAUUGAUAAAAUAAUAGGGGGAAAUGACCGAAAUUACGUCAUCGAUAAACUUACGUGUGAGAUUAUGGAAAAUAAACCACUCGGGUCCCGGAUGUAGUUUUUAUGAAUUUUACGAGUGGUAUAUUUUCCAGUAAAGCACUCGUGUCUAUAUAAUAAAUUAUAAUAUUGAUGGAUCAAUAUAUUGAUCUGGAGAUUUAAUUCUUUCCCUUGUUUGAAAUAAAGAGUGCAUGUAUGUGAGAAAGGCAAUAAGCACAAGAGGGUAAUGAUGGGAACAAGCUUAAGUGCAGAACGAUUUCCUGAAUAAUUAACUCAAAUAUCCCCCAAAAAGUGCUUGCGAACGACUGGGGAUGAGGCAGAGGAUGAACUUAUCCAUUUUAAAAUAGAAUACUCCAGCCUUGAAUAUCAUCAUAUUCUCUACGGUGGGGCAAUAAAAUAUUCAAAGGAGGAAGGUCUAUUCCUUAUAAUGACUGAAUUUUUAAGAGGGACUCAUCUCUCUGUUGGACAUGAUUUAACAGCUGCACUACAUGUUACUGCUAUGUUACCUUGAGAAUGAUAUAUAAGUAGUUACUAAAUGAUUGUUUUUAACAAACUCUUUCAGUAAUAUUGCUAGUUUUAAAGGGCUGACUGAAAUGUUUUCCUUCGGUGACAAUUGAAAUAAUACAUAACCCUCACUAUCUAUGUUUUAGCAGUUGUAGUUAGAUGCAUUACUUUGAAAUUUGCAUUGUGCCUUAAUAUUUUUCAGCUGUGUUCAGAUUCAAACCUAUGAAGACCGCUUUUGUAAAUACCUUGACAAAUUUUAUAGGUAUGGUUUUGCCACGUCACUCUUACAUGUUAGGAUAAUAUUAUUUUUAUAUUAUGUGCUUUUUGCUUGAAAACAGAAAACUAAAUAAUAAUUGUAGGUGACAACUAACUCAUUUUAAACAGAUAAUUGGGAUUGAAAUUAAGUGCUUCUGGCAGAGAAAUGGGAUGGCAUUUUGAAACUGAUAUCCAGGAUUCCAUCACCCCAUAAUAUAUAACAGAUCCAACACCAGCUUAUAGGUAGCGUUUUGCAUAAGUUAUCGUUGCUUGGGUUGACUUUUUGUUGUUAUUAAUAUAUCUAAGUCACUUAUAAAUGUUUUCAUUAACGACAGGAUUUGCAAGUGGGAAGAUAGUUAUCAUUCAAAGAUGUAAGUCAUUUCUUGGACCCGGACAGAGGAAUGUAGAUUUUAAGGAUUGUGAAAUAUUUUUCAGCUCCAGCCAGGAGAACAGAGAGAACAGCAGCAGAAGUCGAGCUUAAGCUCUACCCAUUAUUUAACAACAGGCACCAGAACUGACAAGUUGGAGUGUCAUUUUGAGUUUGUGAUUUAUUACUUUAAAUGCACAACUUGCCAGUUCUGGUGCCAGUUGUUAAAAUGUUGGAUAGAGCUUAAGCUCGACUUCUGCUGUUCGCUCUGUUCUCCUGGCUGGAACACAGGUUCAUUUCCUGAAGAGCAGCUGGUAAUCCAGCCUAUAUAGAGAUAUCCACCGGAUAAUCACUAUCCAGUGGACAAGUAUUAGGGAAACCAACUGCGCUAUUCAAUGGAUAGAAAUUUACCCAGUGGAUAGUGGUGUCUACCUCUUGAACAACUGGGGCCUGCUGAUAAAUUUUAUUUUGCUCUUUAAGUAAAGUUCUUUAUUGAGUUGUGUUCUUUUCAGCAUAAAUGGUCUGUGGCCCAUUGACAUUGGCAUUUGAUCCUUUUUCUUGCUGUAGAUUUUACUUCGCUUAAAUGUGACAUGUUAUUGAUUAAAGCCUUUUAAGUCCCAAAAGUGACCAAAAUCAAUAUUCUCCCAACAGUAUCAGUACACAAUCAACAGAAAAGGUUAGGAGAACUGAUAAAAUGAUCACUGAAGGGAAAAUGCUUUGAUCUUUUAUCAAAUUUUUUCAACCUUUUUCUUUAUGGAAAUGUAUAAUGACCAGUUUGGAGAAUUUGUAUGUGGAUAUUGGAGCUUAAAGGGUUAAUAGCAAGAGAGAAUAAUGAGACAGAGAGGGAAACGCCCAGUUUAAGCCUUGGAACUGAUGUGAAUUUCACCCAAAGUUAUUUUUAGACAAAUUAAACGGUUAAAAUUAAUCAGAAGUUGGUUUCCUGAGAGGUCCACAAACUUUUAUUCAGUGUUGUCAAGAGAGAAUAAGGGUUCAUUUUAUUCUCUCUUGGUGUGUCCAUUACAAUAGUCUGCAUUGUUUGCUUUGAGGCAGUUGUCCAUGGACUUCAGGAAAUUUCAAACAAUCAAUUAAAUGUGUGCGGGCCUCAGGAAUUAGACUUCCGUUUAAUUAUAAAACAUCCAGAAAUAACUUAAGUGAAAGUCACGUAUCCCAGCCAACACCCUCUGUCCAAUUGUUCUCUCCAAUCAUUGGUAGAAAUAUCAAAAAUUAGUACCCCCUUUAAAGUAACAGUUUCUCACCUUCAAUGAGCAGGGUGUUCAUUAGGCAUCGGAGGUCGGAGCAGUUUCUCUUUCUUAUGAUUCUUUAACCAACCAAAACAGUGAUUAAAGAAAACUUAGAAAUCCUUGAAACCUACUGUGUUUGUCCCCAGUAAUAAAAGUGGUCCACUAAUGACUUGCAAAUUACAUUUUCUGUUCUGGUCUCUGUUCAUGAUUACAGACCCCAAAAGCACUUUUGUUCUGUUUUUCAGGUGUCUGUUUGCUCUUUUACUGACGUCAUUCAUAUUAGUUUUAUUUCCUGGAAGAUACCUCAUCACCUUAGGGAUAUUUGCUGUUUUUACCGGAAAUUCAGGUUUUCAACAAGGUGUGGCCGAUGUGUAGACACGUAAUACGAAAGUCAGUUAAUGUGAGCAUGUCUCCUUUGUCUCGACUUUCUUUGAUCAACUUUCUUUUUACAGUUUUUAGACGCACAGUAAUGCAAUCUAAGAUAAAGUUACAGCAGUUGAAAAAAGGAAUAUACGCACAUGGAUAUUGGAGCCCUCAAGUGAAAGGUUUGAGUAGAAGUUAUCCAAAAAUUGGAACAGAGGCACAAGAUAAUGACUACGAUGAUGAGUGGGUAAGUAUAUCAAAGUUGAUAUGCACAGUUUAUUGAACAAACAUGAUUAUGAAACAAGCCAGGAUCAAAAAGAAAACGUCAGUCCCGUAAAGCUACGGUAAAACGAGCAACUGCCACAAAACGAGUUGAAAAACGAUGUUGUGCGUUUUACCACGCACGCUCAAACCUGUCUUGCGACAAACCAGGUUGCAAGACAGGUUGCAAGUUGUGUGAAUACUAGCUUGUUAUUGGAUAAAAUUACAGGGAGUCAUGUCAUACACAGGACUAUGUUACUUGGUGCAAAGCGAGUAAUCUAUCGCACCCCUUUCUUCCCCCAUUCCUACCUUAGGCUUGUUGCUUGCUCGCCUCGCUAGGGCCGUAGUUAGCAAGAAGAAGAGUGAGGCACUUGCCUUGCCCAGGGAUUAUCGCAAAAUUGAAAAAAAGAAAAGUUCAGAUGGGAAAGUAAUCCCCAGCGGGAAGAGAUUGAUUUUUCGUCAGAAAUACCUUAAUAGAAAGUGCUGAAAAAAGCAGAGUUCAAGAUUUCUAAGCGGUGGGCUUGACGCCAGAGCCCCCGAGUGGCUCGCUCCUUUGGCGAUUGCAGAUCUUUCCUCGUGGAUGCCUAAGGUCUGGCUAAAGCCUGCCCGCCCAAUAGCCAAAUAAAAACCCGAACAAGAGAACAGAGCGAGAGUCUAAAAUCUACAAGGGAAUUUAACCUCUAAAUGUAUCAGAUAACAUUCGGGCACUCUAUACCUCAGCUACAUGUAUGUAGGAUUUAUUGGUGAGCUGUGCCUAGGACUAAGUUUGUGUGUGACACACGUCCUGCAUACUGAUAGGAUCAGCCAUGAUUGUCGAGUCGACUACAUCCUGUGUGGCAUAUCCAUUGCUAAAUACAGUCGGCUCUCGCUAAAGAAGGACACCUUUAGUGGGAACCUUUGGGACGAACACUAUGCGUCCGUCUUAUAGAAAGUAAAAUAAAAAGAGUAUAGAAAGGCAGCGACAAACUCAAGGUGUCCGUUUUACAGAGGUGUUCGUUAUAUGAACUAGGUAGGGUUGAAUGUAAGCUAAUCUGAUGUGCUUGUUUCUUCAGUAUGAUGCGGAGCAAGAGACUUCUCAGUCAGAAUCCGACAGUUCGGAGGAUGCAAACGAUGUCGAGGAGGAUGAGGUUAUUUGAGUUGUUUCUCUGUAGUACACUCUAAUUUUUUCAAUUUUCGCGUACUUUUGGAUAAGGUACAUCGUCAUAUUAUAAUGAAAUGCGAUGAUACUUUGAAAUUCUUCGUUCUACUGAUUAAUGGAGAACUAAAAAGGGGCUACGAUUUUGUUCUCCAUAGAGAGCCUCAGCGCUAGUUAUAUCCGCUGAAUUCUUGUUCUUAAUGACAGUGAUUUUUCUUGCAUAAUUUAUGUCCCAAAAGCUCUCGUGUUCAUUGGCUACAAAACUGUUGACACGCGUUCGUUAAAUAGAGUUAUUUCGAAAAACGGAACAGUCCGGACGUCCUCUUGCCCUUCACUCCCCUCCCUUCCUUGAAAAGUUUGCUUGUCAACUUUGUUUGUUAUUCGCUUCGCGCAACUUGCGCUAUGCCACAACAUUAAUUAAGUGGGAGGAGGGGUGGGGGAACGCUGAAGAGGUGGUGGACCGGAAGUCCGAGUGACGCUUAAGUUCUUCAUGAGUAUGCAGAAGUAGGGUGACAAACUUUCACCGUCUGAUUUCGUUGUUUGUUCGCUUGUUGUUUUUCGGUUAUUGUGGUUGUUAUUCAUCUAUUGUAUCGUUAUUCAUCUAUUGUAUUUUACAGGACACGCCUCGAACAAAGAGACGAGCAAGUAAGCUGGUUGUUGAUUCUUCAGACACCACUAAUAAUUUAUUCUUUCCUGUAACGUGCUGCUCAUUUGUCGUCGUCGACGAAUUUCUUUUUGUUGUUUUUGAUGUCGAUACUUAUCGUGUGGCCUUCAAAUUUUUGCCGGAGUUUAAUUCUCUGGAUGGAUGAUUAUAUUUCGUUAUGCGGGAAUGAACUUUUGUGAUUGGUUAACUCUGGCUUUUCUUGCUGGGAAUUAAUUUUUGGAAUUCUCAGCUAGUUGUAUAGGACAUCUUCGUGUUCAUUCUACUUACGUGACUAUUGAGUUGUGCUAUCUAAUACAGGGGAAAAACUAUGUAACAACUGAAGUUCUCUCAUUGAUUGUUUUGCAUUUAAAUCUUGCUGUUUUGUAGUUUAAUUAAUGAUUUCCGACGGUACUCCACUUCAUCUUCAAAAAUUAUUUUUUGUCCCAACAAUGCACCUUAUAUUUUAAAAUGGUGGCGAGUUUAACUAUUUUGAUAAUUAAUCGUCGAUGCCUCGUUUCAAGGCUAAAGUGUUGUUGAAUAUACCAGAUUCGUUUUGUUUAUGUUCGGAUCUUCCCGAUCGUCCCAGUCGUGUCAAAUAAUGUUUAGACGAUCGGGACGAUCAGACAGAAACCGACUACCCGAACGAUCGCAAACGACCCAGACGACUGAGACGACCUCGGUCUCUUGGAUAGAGUUGAGCUCUAUCCGAACGAUUGGGACGAGUGUGUAAAUUUGGAAGCGAUCAUGUGGAAACGCUCUCACACGACUGAAACGAUGGGGGCGAUGGAAGGCUAUCCCAGAUUUCAUCACUAGUGCUCCAGUAAUCGGGAAUAAAUUCGUCCAGAACGCCGCCGAAGUCGGCGUGUGGGCGCUAUUUGAAAAAGAGAAAGUCCGUUCCAUAAAGUUCUAGACGUGAUACUAUGUCUUCGCGGAACUCUUGUAGGUUUUCUACGCCACAAAAUCGAGAGAAAAAGCAGAUAGCAAGGCAAGAGGUUCGCUCUCCGAUUAAAUGCACCAUUAUGCUUGGCUUGUUUGCUAAACUCGUGUUUGCUAUUCCACUGUCCGACCUAGAAACUUCGCUGACGACCACGCGCCUCUUGUCUUUAAGGCGAUCGAGACGAUCAUAUGGAAACUACCAAUCGUCCCAGUCGUCCGGAUCGUCUCAAAAUUUUUUGAAACGACUAGGGCGAUCGGGACGAUCAUAUGGAAACCAGGCUUCUCAAACUCAUUAAUAAUUCAUAAAGAAAAUUCAAAGGAAAUUAAUGUUUAAUGAGUGUUUGGAUAUCGGAUGAAAAACUGCUCAUUUUUGCAUCCUUAAUUUCUCCUUCAAAAAUAAUUUUGUUUGAGAAGAAAUAUCAAACAUUCGACACAGUGUUUCAUCACCAGAUGAAACACCUCGCAGUUCGUCAAAAAUACUCCGCUACGCGUCGUAUUUUCAACUCUCUUCUCGGUGUUUCAUCUGGUGAUGAAACACUGCGUCUCAUGUUUGAUAUAUUACUUAAAAUCCAGUCUUGGCAUCGAGGCUUUGGGGAAUAAAACAGAAAUUGUAAAUUGUAAUUCCGUGGGAUGCCUGUGGCACUCCCACGGUAAAAAUCCGGUUCGGUUGUACCCAAAAUUGCAAAGCCAGCCAAUAGGAUUGCCUAAAAUCUUUAUCGAUUAUCUCUUCUUCCAAGCCGACCAAUCAGAUUGUACAAAGUCUGUAUCGAUUUUUAAUCGAUUUGCUUCCUCUGAAGAACGUUGAAGUCAGAACGUUCCUUGCCAAAUUUAUCGCGCUUGAGUUUUCCCACUCGUGGGUUAAAAUGGCUUGUUAACCAGCGAAAUCCUUCGGGAUACUGGCAAGUCACGAAAAGCGACCUAAGCCAAAUUAUUUCUUUCCUUCAUGAUUCUUUUUUCUUUAGGUCUAGCUUUUUCAUAAGGUUUUAGUAGCGUCUGGUUGCGGGCCGUGAUUUCCGAUAGAUUUUUCUAUUCGGAGUUCGCCAGUUUUUGCCGAGCACAGCUAGAGUUCAGUUUUUUUCUUUUCUUAUCGAAAACACCUUGACGAUGGGAGGUUAAAUCGCGUAAAUUUCAACUCGUACCCUUGACGAUUGGCGGUGAAAUCGCGAAAAUAUUGUCCUCGUCGAUCGACGACUCGCUUUCGGCAUGGAUUGGACUUCUGGAUGGGACACGGAUCAGGACCUUAGUAAACUUAUUAUACCUUGGAAUCAGGGAUAAUCAUUGGAACUAUGUUAACUUUGAGACCUUGGAAACACAUUGCAAUUAAUUUUUAACCGUAUCAAGAGCAUCUUGGAAUAUUAAACUUUCAUCUUGGAUUAAAACAUUGGAACUUUAUCGAACUUUAAUUGUAACCCUGGGUUCGACCCUGGAUAAAAAAGCAAGCGGAUGUUUUGUUUUGUUUUGUUCCAUUAACCUAAAACUGCAAUGUUUAUUUCUCUUUGAAAAAGUUACCUGUGGCUACUUACUACCAAGAUAUGACGUAUCUUUAUACAUAUAGUUCCUGUUCAGGUUAAUUAGAGAGCAUUAUGCGUGUGUGCUCCAUUACUUGUUUCCGUUAACAUUCCAAUUUAAGUCACACGGGUAAACCUUGUUUUGAUGCAAAAUAACAUCUUUUUCUUAUCCAAAUCGUGCUAUGAAAGUAACUACAUAGCGAUAGAUCAAAACAAGAUCAACUCCAUCCUUGCGACCACUGACAACUAUAAAUUUAGCUUGCGUAGCAGGUGUCGAAAGGGGUAGGGGAUAGGGAGGAGGCAAAAAGGGGAUGUGGAUUGGGGAGAAAUAUUAGCCUGUCACGCAGGCUACGAUAAAUUCAGUCAUAUUAAAGCACAUUAAACCAACCCAUACAGGUAACCUACUCAUCGAUGCUCAUAACAUGACACAUCUUUCCGGUUUCUCUAAUUUUUCCAAAUUCAGAUAGAACGCCAUUAUGCUUCCAUAGACCAACGCAUCCCAUGGAAACGACUUUAGGCGUCUUGUUGUAAUUUGUUUACCCACGAAGUACUAAGGAGUUCAUAAGAACUCGUUGAAACGUGUCCGUGCGUUCCAGAUCGAAUUGGAAUUUGGAAGUGUUGGUUUUUAAGGAGAAGGGAAACGCGGAGUACCCGGAGAAAAACCUCUCGGAGUAAGGGAGAGAACCAACAACAAAAUCAACCCACAUAUGGCGUCGACGCCGGGAUUUGAACCCGAGCCACAUUGGUGGGAGGCGAGUGCUCUCACCACUGCGCCACCCUUGCAACCCAAGGAAGAAAUCAUCUUGAGGCUCAGAAAUGAAUUAUACAUUUUUUUUUCUCCCACAAGCCUUGGAGCCAAGUAUGGUCUAUCCUGUAGAUGCUGUAACAAAGUUAUGAGAGAAAAUUAAUAUGGCCGUAAAACGGCAAAACUUUAUUGAGGACACGCGUUAGCAAAACAGUGGUUUGUUAGCCCUGUUCUGAUCUGUGAUUGUCAUCUUUAUUUCUAGGACUCUUCUCAGGGCUGUCCAUGGUCACUCAUUUCAGCGAUUACCGUAAGAAACAAAAGCGGAUCAAUAGUGGUAAGUUGUGCUUGCUCUCACUUAACUCCUGUUCAGUUCUGAUCUAGUCUAAAAGGCAGGCAUAUAAAGGGGCGCAACUCAGUAGGCCCUGUUUGCAAAUAGCCUGCGUAGUUGGCGGAAUUAGCGGACGAAUGCUGUUUUUUUUUAGCGGUGGAGCUGCGAUAAGAUUGGGGGCUAGUCAAAUUUGGCCUCUUUAGUUUUUCCCGAAGUGCCUAGUGGAUCCUGAGUGACUAUUGUAGCUACAUUUAGUUGUUUUGACCGUGAUUGUGGUGAUUCCCUUCUAUGUUUUUACACACUAGGCGUAGGUUGUUUGUAGCAAGUCGGAUUCUCGUUUUUUGUUUUGUGCGUGACUGAUUACCCACAGGUUCGUAUUACACUGCUUUCCUUGAUUGGCUGGCCAUAAGUGAGGUGACAAAAGUGGGCGGCAUUCAAAAAAUCCUAAGAAAUGUGGCAGGCAAGUGGCAAGCGGGAUUUUCCCUUACAACUCCACUGCCAAGGAAGUACACCGCGCGCGCAUAACAAUCCCGCCAGUUAUUUAGGCUCGAUGUAGUUUGUAGGUGGUUGAUGCGAUCACUGGUAACCAAGCCUUAGUAGUCGAUGAAGUAUAUGUUCUGGUCUAUUCGGUAAUGGACCGUUGCUGUAUUUCACCCCAGUGAGUACACAAAAUGAAACAGGGUCGAGGCUUGGGUCGACAAUACCGUGCGGCUAAGAUAAUUAAGGGAUAGACCGAUAGAUGAGAUCUAGCAACGUAUUUUGUCGUCUUUUUUCAGGAAACUGUGCCUCUUGCGAUGUUUCAUUUUCUUCAUUACUUAAAAAGAGAGUGAGUAACAAUUUAGAUACUAGAGUGUGUUGACAUGAAGAAUUGUGCUAUUGACGUUUCGACCCGUCGCUUUCCUUCUUCUCAUCACACCCCGCGCGUCUCUAGGGAGAGAUAGAGAGAGACGACUGGGAAGGAGUCAGCCUUACCACUUUUUCAGUAUCACCUCACCCAUUUUUGGAGUUAUUUUAACUCCAGACUGGGAGUUAAAGAACUCUCUUUCAGGAGUAAAAAUGACCCAAACUUGGAGUUAAAUUAUCAGUUAAAGUAACCACUCCAUUUUUGGAGUUAUAAUAACUCCCUAAAAAUUACUCUGUGGGAAAAGUAGCAGCUGUCGCCACCUUUCAACUACAUCGGGCUAUGGUUAAAGGAAUGUUGCGAUCUCUGGUUUUGUUUUUGUUUGUUUUUUUUUGUCAUUGAUUCUAUGAUUUUUUCCAUUCAAAGCAAUACUGCCGGCAUUGUGGGGACAGCUUUUGUUCUCGUUGCUGCUCGAAACGUGUGAAAAGAGCUGUGUUUGGCGCUACAGGUUCAGUAUAUAAACAUUCCUAUUUUAUUUGCAAAACACUGAUAGAAAUAUAGGUAUGCUUCUCCUACACAUCCACAUGAGUGACCUUAUUUUCUCUACUAGGUAAAAGGUUCUUACCAUUCCUCCUCAUGCGUGUGGGGGAUUUAGCCUUUGAUUCCGACAUUUUUGUUCAUGCUGUCUGUGUUCUGAUGUAUGUGCUCAAAAUUCAAAGUCUAAUAUAAUAUUUAUCUGCUACGCGACGGUACUUUACUCAGGAUGGCUUCCUGGAUCCCACCCCUCAUUACGUUCCUUAAGCUGUGGUAAAACAGGCAACAAAAACGUGCAGCUUGUUUUGCAACAUUGCUGCAAAACAAGUUGAAUAGCUAUGUUGCGCGUUUUACCACCCACAUCAAAUCUGUCUUGCAACAAAUGAGGUUGUUGCAGAUCUACUCUCUACUUUCUGCAGCAACCUUUGGCAACCAUCAACGACCUUAUUUGUUUCAAGACAGGUUUGAUUCGCUUUUCAUCUCGUUCUGCAGCAAUUUUGCAAAACAAGUUGCACGUUUUUAUUUUUCCCAUUUUACCGUAGCUUUAGUCUUAUUCAAGCCAAUGGUGAGGCCAAGGUGCUUUAAAAAUGACGACCGUUUCGUAAGGUAGUAUAAUCGUGUAUUUCACCUAGGUAGGUCACUUGGCUAUACAGGAUUCUCUGAGCAUAGCAGGCACUCUUGCAUCUUUGUGGUCGUAUUAAAUAUCACUUUUUCCUUUGUCUUGUUUAUUAACAGCUCCUGCAGCUUACGAAGAGACCGUGCUAGUUUGCAAGAGUUGUUAUGGAUGCCUUAUGAACAAAGCAGACAAAAUGAAAACGGACAUUUGGUGA